Messenger RNA from Komagataella phaffii GS115, 1602 nucleotides. RefSeq lists its product as hypothetical. The record is from RefSeq and is a predicted model, not a curated record. The coding region runs from base 1 to 1602 and encodes 533 amino acids. Lineage: Eukaryota; Fungi; Ascomycota; Pichiomycetes; Pichiales; Pichiaceae. The transcript has a single exon.
AUGGAAAAGAUAAAGCCUCUUUCUGGCAUUGAAAGGCCAGGAAAAAGGUCUUCCCUCCCGAUAAAGUCGAUUGAAGUGAAAAAGGUAAAGCCGAACCAAAUACUAGGCCGAAUGCCGUUGAAUGAUAUCUCACCUAAAUCAAACACGACAAGCACACUGGAAAUUAAUAGAGAAUCUUUUGACAAAUUUCAGAAAAUACAAGCAGAUAGAAAGUCACAGGCUUCCGAGCAGGUCUUGAAAGAACUGGACUCUUGUAACGAGAAAAUAAGGACCAUUCGUGAGGAGAUCGAAGAGCUCAGCGACACAACCAGAACCUACGCUGCAUCAGUACAAACUCUCAGGAAUGAGGUCUUACCCACUUUGGAAGAGACUUUGAGAACAAAAACCCUGGAAAUGGAGAAAGAAGUAAAAGAAUACGAAGAGUGGUGUUCUAUCCAGUUUAACGAGUACCAAUUGAGCUUACUUGAAGAGUUUGAUAACUUAAAGAAAGAGUUGACUCUUCAGGUUGAUGAAACCAAGGAAUACGAAGAUAAUGAAAAGAUAAAUGCAAUAAACAAGUUGAAAAACGAAAACUUGUUAGUACUCUUGGAAAUUGAAGAACGCAAGGAUUACUAUGAGAAUCUUUUUAAAGAAAAGGAAAACAUCUUUGAAGAGAAACUGGAAUCCGUGAGAAAUGAAUCAAAAGUUCCACAGUUAGAAAAUGAACUGAAGAAGAUAACGAAGGAAGCUGAUGAACUAUUUGCAACCAAAGAAGCUUUGAGAAAAGAAACCGAAUCUUACGAAGAAGCCAUCAGGACAAUGAAAAGUGAAAUGAAAUUGUAUGCAAAAACAGAAGUGGAGGCCAAUGAGCAGAAGCAGCAACUUGAAGCCCAACUGGAGGAGCUACAGAAGCAGAUAGAACAGACGAAACAGAUUAAAGAAGCCAAGAAGGAAGAAAUAGCCAAAGAGAAAUUGAUUAUCGAGUCUCAAAAAACCCAGUUACGCAAACAACAGAUCAAGUACAACAGGGUUGAACAUGAGAUUCAUGAAUACAAAAAAUUUCGUCGUAUAUACUCUCUGUUGCCUGACGAUCAAAGCAUUUCGUUUGAAAAUUCAGUUGGAGAAUGGAGCAUUGGUGAAAUUGAAUAUGAGAACGACAAGUUUCCUCUUUUGAGGACAUUCACCAGUUUAGAUGACUUUGUUGACCAAAGUUUCUUCUUCCUCAACAAAAUGGUUACUAGAAAAAUCGAUAUGGAGUUUUUAUUUACUGGUAACAAUUCAUUAACAACAGAAAUGUUCGACAAGUUCCUAUCUGAACAUAUAGACCACCUACAAUCAAAGCUAGAAUCCGAGCAGUUCAAAUCGUCUGGAAUGAGUUUAGAGUACAGUAUAGACGGAGUGACUUUUUCUCCAAUUGUCCAAAAAGAAAUCAACCUGCAAACUGGCUUUUGCUUAAAAAUAUUAUGUUCCUCAUUCACUAGUCUGAUUACCUAUAAACAAGCAGACUAUCACAAGGCAUCAUCUGGAAGUCUGGCUACAAACACAAUCGCAUUAUUCAGCCUUAAAAACGAUCCAGAUCUCGCUCAGUGGCUUCAAUUGAUGUCUAAAUUAUUCAAUUCGUAA